Molecule: messenger RNA, 3093 nt
Organism: Haliotis rubra (blacklip abalone)
Lineage: Eukaryota; Metazoa; Mollusca; Gastropoda; Lepetellida; Haliotidae
Product: pleckstrin homology domain-containing family G member 5-like
Exons: 20
Coding region: 381-2993 (870 amino acids)
Biological process (GO): Rho protein signal transduction; endothelial cell migration
Cellular component (GO): axon; endocytic vesicle; plasma membrane
Molecular function (GO): guanyl-nucleotide exchange factor activity
Source: RefSeq, a predicted model, not a curated record
GUCAUCAUCCCCAGUGUACGGAAGAAAACCGAGACCGGCCGCUGUUGCUGUGUCGACAGUGUGACCUUGACAUUCAUAAAAAGCCAGAGUUUGCAGGUCAUCUUGUUCUUGAUGCUCCCAAAAGACGUAAACCCAUUUUAUCCCACAUCUCAUCCCCCGAGUCUGGUAACCAUAGCAACAGUGAGGCUGGGGAGGAGUCUGAGGGGGAGGAGGAUACUGUAGAUGGUAUCUACAUCAAGAACAGUGAGAAGGGGAAAAGAUCAAGAUCCCCCGGUGAUAUUGAAAGGAGGUUAAAAAGGAAAAAGGCAGUGAAGAAAAAGAGUAUAGUGAAAAAUGAGGGCUUCAUCCGACACAGCCAGAGUCUAGACUCGGGGCUGAACAUGGCCAAUUCCCCAGACCAUGAUUCUGAUAGUCGGGAUGCAAGUGAAGGACUGAAAGAGGACGGGGUACUAGAGGACGUCACUGGCGACCCCGGCCUCCCCCCUUCAGGGAGAGUUCCGCUCAGGCAACAGUCUAGGUUGCCCUCCGUAGACGACCACUUCACGUUAAGGUUUGCAGACAACAUUGAUGGUGAGGAUGUAGAGGUGGUGGCCGCUGUCAAGAACGUCACUCUGCAAGAUACUCUCCAUCCCAUCCUAGAGCGUCGGAACCUGGAUUGUUCCAAAGUGGACGUAUUCGUAGCCGACUCCAAGACGCCGCUCCCCAUCAACUGCGAUACAUUCAACCUGGCUGGAAGCACUUUGCACAUUAAAUCUUCCGAUCGCAAAAAAGAAGGAGAUUCUGCUGUAAGUCGGAGUGCAUCAAGUAGUCGUCCGUCAAGUGCUUCCAAAUCCACCUCAACAAAAGGAACUAAGUCCGCCGGGAAGAACGCACGACGAGAAUCGGUCACACAAGUCCCCGUUCUGCUUGAGCCCCCACCGGUAAAACAACGUCGGGGCUCGCUACAGUUCUUCAGUAUAUCAAAGAAUGAAAACUCAUCGGGCAAAUCUGGGGAUGGUUUGAAAGUCUAUGAUGACUCCUUUGGAAGCUUACGAUCUCGUCGAGGAAACAUCAACCUGUCCAUUGAUGAGACAUUCUCCGUCCCCUCUACCAGCCCACAAGGAACUCUUACAUUCAGUGAGGGAAGAAAACUCAGCAAAACGCCAAACAAGCUUGCCAACCUCUUCGCUCCACUCAAUAAGGAUCGAGAAAAACUUGAGCAACUAAAUGAGAUUCUCAGCAACUACAGCCAAAAUGGCCUACCGCCUCCACCUCCUCUUCUGGAACUGGGCAAGGAGCCAAUCAAAGAGGAGACCUAUGUCCUUGAGAGCCACUGGAGCGCCAUCGUGGACCAUGCAUCGCAGUUGUCUAAAAGACAACAUGACCAGCAGGAAGCUAUCUGGGAGCUCCUACAGACGGAGCUGUCUUACAUCUCACAGAUCCGGGUUAUAACAGAGGUCUUCCAAGCUUGCCUUCUCAAUGUCCAGAGUGACUCUCUUCUUAAUGAGAUCGAGACAGAGAAAAUGUUCAACAACAUCGACGCCCUCCUGGCCGCCAACCGGCAGCUGUGGGAACAGCAUCUCCUGAAGGUCCUGGAGGAGUCACGGCGGACCCGACAGCCCUUGAACCCAGCCCUUCUCAAACCUGGCUUCACCAAGGAGUUCAGCAAGUUGCUACAGCCGUACACCCAGUACUGUAUGGAGCAGAAGGCCUGUGUCGACUACAUGAAGGCCAAGCACAACGAAAAUGACCUCUUUAAAGUUUUUGUCAUGUGGGCGGAGGCACAGAAGAAAUGUAACCGACUGAAGCUGACCGACCUGCUGGUCAAGCCCAUGCAGAGGCUGACCAAGUACUCCUUGCUACUCCAGGCCAUCCUUCGGAAGACCGAAAACGAGCGACAGAGGAGGGAUCUGCUUGAGAUGAUUGGCAAGGUGGACGAGUUUGUGACUCACGUCAACACAAGUAUGAGGGACCAGGUGGACAAAGAGAGGAUGGAAGCCAUUGUGACCAAGAUUGAACCCUAUGAUGCAGUGGAAGCUCCUAAUGAUGAAUGUGUGAAGUUGGUGCAGAGCUAUAACUCCAACUUUGACCUGCGAUCUCCAAUGCCAGGCUUUAGCGCACAGCACAGUCGAGCAUUGUUGAUGCACUCCGCCCUCAAGAUGAAGGAGGCUCAGGCUAGGAUGGACGUGGACUGUUUUCUGUUCACCGAUCUACUGUUAGUGUGUAAGGCUAACAAACGGAUGGACAAGUUCAAGAUCACCAAGCCGCCCAUGAGACUAGAUCGCAUUAUUGUACAGGAUCUGAAGGACAAAGGGAGUUUCCUGCUCAUCUAUCUGAAUGAGUACCACACCCCCAUCUCAGCCUUCACCUUCCAUGGAGAUCAGACAGGGGUCAAGGUCUGGUUGGACCACAUCAAACGAGCUCAGGAAAAGUAUUCUGAGACACUUAUGAAGGAUCAGCAGUCUGCCGUAUCCAAGGUCGGCCAGGUCAAAGAGGAGGUCAGUUACACACCUCUCAGCCCUCUCCCAAAACCCGAUCUCAUCUCAAUGGAGCGCAGCGGCAGUAUAGAGUCUGCCGAGGGCAAAUUUGUCCCCAACCUCACCACACAAAACUAUGCAUCACCAUCAUCGCCAAAGAAGCCAAAUGGUAUCUCACCACACGUCAGCUUACAGGACGUCGGAAGGGCAGGGUCUCUGGGUACGAUUGUUAACCACACUAGUCCAAAGUCAAGCGAGUUAGCCACGUCCUCCUCCCCGACACAUCGCCAGUCACAAAGAAGAAGCACAGGCCGGUGUCGUCUUGUCUCUCCGUGCCCAACAUCAUGGAUGGGCACCAAGACCUACAGACUUCUCCCUCACUUAACUCUCUUACGCGGGACGAUUCAAAUCUCGACGAUCUUAAGGAAGAAGACAGCAAAGAGAAACGGAAUGCUCGAAGGGUUUCGAGAAACGAGAGAAACGUUACUACACAGUAGAUUCUGUUCAGGAGCUUCAGAAGAACAAAGAUCGGGAUAAUAGUAUACAUAAAAGACUUUCCUGGAACUUAGGGUCGAAGGAACUAGGGUGUAAAGACUUGCGUCUGGAAGAGCGGAUCCUUCACGAUCAGCUCCACACG